Molecule: messenger RNA, 1023 nt
Organism: Guyanagaster necrorhizus
Lineage: Eukaryota; Fungi; Basidiomycota; Agaricomycetes; Agaricales; Physalacriaceae
Exons: 6
Coding region: 364-1023 (219 amino acids)
Source: RefSeq, a predicted model, not a curated record
CACAUUCAGCGAUGCCCAACUACCCUGUUUUAUUCAUUUUCAACGUGUCUUGGUCCGUGUGUUCCGGAUCUUGUUUCAGUGGGAAUCCCCCUGCCCUUACCUAGGCAAUGGUGUCUCUGGUUCUCGUUCUGAAUCGGAUAUAUUGAGAUUUGCGGCCUGCUCCCCAUCUACGUACCCGCUGAGCUGCAAUGGAUCUGGUUUUCUACAGUUUCUCUCUAGAAGCUUAGGCUUGCCAACUUUACUCUUUCGCAACCGAUUUCUGUGUGUUUGCUUCGCUGUUAUGGUCAUAUUCCUGGUUCUCUGUUCAGAAACCAUUUCUGCUGGGAAUAUCCAAAGGGCGAGUUGUCAGGACGUCUGUCGUGCAUGUUUGUUUCCAUAAUAUCAUCACCAUCGGUGCCUCUGGCCAGCGGGGAUGUCAUGUCCUCCGCCAUGGAAUGGACGGUUUCCACGCUACUGACAAAUGAACUACGUACAAUGCGACAUCGGUUCAUUACGUCUCAGGAUGACAUCAAUAGGAUCGCGGCUCAGAUGGAUGUGGGGGUGUGGGGCACAAGUGGGGGAAAGGAUAUAGAGUGCACUCAGCCAAUCCAAAGGAGUAACGGUACCACAAAACCAGACAAGAGUCCACUUGUAGAGGUUCGAAUUGAAGCUGUGACGUGGCGCACGGUGGCAGGGCCUGGGCUGCGGGAAGCCGAAGGGUACAGCUUUUCAGACUCGGUUCCGCCAAUGUUCAUCCUUAGCAGAGCAUUUUCUAGCAUUCAUCCUACAGCCUUUCGUUCUUUCACAUCGAAAGCUUGGGGAUGUCGCAUCCUUAGAAAUGUCGCGUCCAUUGGAUUCGGCAUGGCUGUCAAACGUUUUCCAGGCGCCCAAGAGGCGCGGGCCAUGGAACUUGUCCGAAAUGAAACAGCUAUUCCCGUCCCGCCAUGUUAUCGCUUCACCGACUCAGUUUCUCCUCACGACCUAGCUAUGGCUCUUAUCGAGGGACAAACUGUCGCAUCUGUGUGGGACAAACUCGGACUUUGA